Molecule: messenger RNA, 2018 nt
Organism: Condylostylus longicornis
Lineage: Eukaryota; Metazoa; Arthropoda; Insecta; Diptera; Dolichopodidae
Product: fork head domain-containing protein FD4-like
Exons: 1
Coding region: 569-1894 (441 amino acids)
Biological process (GO): cell differentiation; anatomical structure morphogenesis; regulation of transcription by RNA polymerase II
Molecular function (GO): DNA-binding transcription factor activity, RNA polymerase II-specific; RNA polymerase II cis-regulatory region sequence-specific DNA binding
Source: RefSeq, a predicted model, not a curated record
GAUACUAAGUAAAUAACUUUUUUGUAUGAAUGAGAUUUGAGUAAAAUGAUUUUUUUUGCUUUCUCUCUCUCAAAUUCUCUUAAUAUAUUUUUUGUUUGCCAUUGUGUUGGUAUUUCAUAUGUAUUAUAAAAUGUGGGAAUCUCCAUGCAAUAAGAAUAUAGCUUAAACAAAAAACAAAUAAAAAAUAACAGAAAAAAGUAAAUAUUAAUAAAAUGAAAAAAGAAAAGAAAAUUUCAAACACAAGGUAAGGUAGGUAAUAAAUCAAAGUUAUAAAUAUGAACUUUUUUGUUGUUUUAUGUGCGCAGGUAAAAAUUUUUUAGGGUAUGUAUGUUACUCUUUAUUUAGAUUUUUGUCAGUCGAUAAUUUACUCUCGCACUGUGAACGUGUAAAAAGUUGAUUAUAAAAAAAUUCAAAUAAUUUGAAUAGUUAUUUUUAUGUGAAAAUUAAAUUAAUGAACAGACAUUGUAUAAAAAAUAUAAAGUACGCAAAAUUUUGAUUUGUCGUAAAAAAAAUUGAAAUUUAAAUUCGUAUUUAUAGUGCAUAGUGCAUAGAAAAAAACGAAAUAAAAAUGCCAAGACCGUCCAGAGAAUCUUAUGGUGAUCAAAAACCACCGUUCUCAUAUAUCUCAUUAACGGCAAUGGCUAUAUGGAGCUCACCACAAAAAAUGUUACCAUUAAGUGAAAUAUACAAAUUUAUAACUGAUAAAUUCCCAUAUUAUCGUAAAAAUACCCAAAAAUGGCAAAAUUCAUUACGCCAUAAUUUAAGUUUUAAUGAUUGUUUUAUUAAAAUACCACGUAAUGCAAAUAAAGCUGGAAAAGGUUCAUAUUGGACAUUACAUCCGAAAGCAUUUGAUAUGUUUGAAAAUGGCAGUUUAUUGCGCCGUCGGCGACGCUUUAAAGUUCACAAAUUAGAAAAAGAAAUGUUAAAUGAUGAAUUAGCUGCUUUAGCAAACUUCAACAGAUUCUUUUUAUCACAACAACGACAUCCACAUCAUCAUCAUCAUCCACACCAUCACCAUCAACAACAAAUGUCAACAACAUUAACCCCAACAGUUCCACAACCAACACAUUGGAAUCCAUCCUUAGCAGCUUCAUCUCAAUAUGGAUUAAAUAUUCAUCAAUUAGGCACGCCAUUAAUAGCACAAACAUCAUCAAAUAUUAAUUCCACAUUUGCAGUACAUCCACCAUCAAUUUCACCAGAAAUAUCAAGUAGAUCAUCAAUGGAAUCACCACCAAUAAAUACGAAUCAAACAUCAUUGAUCUCAUUUACAACAAAUAAUAAUAGACCCAAACGUGCGUUUACAAUUGAAAGUCUAAUUGGACCCGAUAAUAAUAAUAUAACAGAAGAAAUUAAUAUCACUGAUAAUUCAGAUUCAGAAGAUGAUGCUAAAGAUAUUGAUGAUGACAAUGAUGAUGAUGAUGAUGAAGAAGAAAUUAAUGUAAGAGAUAUAUCACCAUCACCGCAAUCAUUUACUAUAUUAAAUACACCAAUUGAAUUAGAAACAGAACAAAGAAAUCAAAACUCUAUAGAUAUGAACAGGAUACCAAAUUUACAACAUCAAAUACAUUUAGAACAACAAAAUCAACGACAAAUUUCUCAGUCAUUAUCAACUAAUAAUAAUUUUCAAACACAUCCUGGAAUAUUAAAUUUCCAAUCGCAAAAUAAUUUAUUACCACCAACAUCAAUUUAUCCAACAGCUGAAUCAAUAAUGAGAUAUCAAGCUGUUAUGAUGCAUCAAUUACAAAAUCAUCAUCAUCAACAACAACAACAACAGCAGCAACAGCAACAGCAGCAACAAAAUCAACAUCAACAAAAUUUAGUUGCCGCCGCUAAUUUAUUACGCCACCAAAGAGAUAUUUACAAUAGUUAUAUUGGACCAUUGCCAGUUUUUUGAAAUUAAAUUCAAAUAUAAUUUUAAUUAUAUAUUACAUUAAAUAAAUGUUAUAUUGAAAUUUGUGAUGUGAAACUUCUCCCAUUUCCAUGGAAAUUUUAAAAUAUAUGUAUAUGCAUAUAUGUAU